Messenger RNA from Eurytemora carolleeae, 828 nucleotides. RefSeq names its product protein SCO1 homolog, mitochondrial (gene Scox). The coding region runs from base 28 to 828 and encodes 266 amino acids. The transcript has 9 exons. The record is from RefSeq and is a predicted model, not a curated record. Gene Ontology annotation, biological process: mitochondrial respiratory chain complex IV assembly. NCBI's taxonomy places the organism in Eukaryota, Metazoa, Arthropoda, Copepoda, Calanoida, Temoridae.
GCUAGUACCAGUUGUAUUUAAGAUAAAAUGUGGUUACGCGUCCUGUCGUCUCGUCUACCUACACAUCUAUUCUAUAGUUCUCCAGGAGCAAAGUGUAUCCAUCAAAUAUCUUUACUCAACAAAUAUAGAUCAUCUGUUUCAAACUCUAUUCUUCGACAGCAUUGUUCUACAGAACCUAAAAAGGGGAUAAACAAACCUCCAAAACUUUCCAAACCUAACACAAUGCAAGGAGGUCCAAUAUCUUGGAGAAAUCUAGCAGCUACUGGAAUUGUUUUCGGUAUCCUACUAGCUACCUAUACUUAUGCCAAGAACAAAAAGGAGGAAGCAGUUGCUGCUGAGCGUAAGAAAUUGAUCGGCAAGGCUCGGAUCGGUGGAGGAUUUGAUCUGAUCGAUCAGAACGGGAAACCGACAAAAAGUGAUCAAUUUCUUGGACAGUGGUGUUUGUUAUAUUUCGGAUUUACCCACUGCCCCGACAUCUGCCCAGAGGAACUAGAGAAGGUGGCAGAGGUCGUCGACAUGAUGGAGAAAGAAGAAAGACCUGUUCAGCCUAUUUUCAUCACUGUGGACCCCAAAAGGGAUGGUGUAAAGGAGGUUGCUGAGUAUGUGAAGGAGUUUCAUCCUAAACUAAUCGGUCUCACAGGAACAGAAGAACAGAUAAAAAACGCUUGCAAAUCAUACAGAGUGUACUACAGUCCAGGGCCUGAGGUAAUACAAAUUUCUAUAAGGGGUUUCGAAGCGAAUGAUGCUAAAAUGAUCAAAGACUCGUUAACAUUCCAUAUGGUAAAAUACGAUCUACAAAACAGGAAGAAAAUUCUCGGAGUUUUUUAA